This is a messenger RNA of Durotheca rogersii, 941 nucleotides long. Its product is annotated as 60S ribosomal protein L17. Gene Ontology annotation, biological process: cytoplasmic translation. The coding region runs from base 142 to 705 and encodes 187 amino acids. The transcript has 4 exons. Lineage: Eukaryota; Fungi; Ascomycota; Sordariomycetes; Xylariales; Xylariaceae. Gene Ontology annotation, molecular function: structural constituent of ribosome. Gene Ontology annotation, cellular component: ribosome; cytosolic large ribosomal subunit. The record is from RefSeq and is a predicted model, not a curated record.
AAGCGAGGGCACAAUUCAUCAAUUUCCACAAUUUUAACCCGUCCCGAGCCUCCUUCGCCAAAUUCUUCAGUCAACCCACGACAAGACCUCGACACCCAUCUCAACUCCAAUCUAUACAUAGCAGCAGCAACCGCCGCAAAGAUGGUUCGAUACGCUGCCCAGGACAUCGACACGGCAAAGUCGGCCCGCGCCCGCGGCUCCUACCUGCGCGUUUCCUUCAAGAACACCCGAGAGACGGCCCAGGCCAUCAACGGAUGGAAGCUGGUCCGCGCCGUCAAGUUCCUCGAGAACGUCAAGGAGAAGGUCGAGGCCGUCCCCAUGCGGCGGUACGCCGGAAGCAUAGGCCGAACAGCCCAAGGCAAGCAGUUCGGUGUGACGCGCGCCCGGUGGCCGACCAAGUCGGCCGAGUUCCUCCUCGGCCUGCUGAAGAACGCCGAGUCCAACGCCGAUGCCAAGGGCCUUGACACCAGCAACUUGAUCGUCAAGCACAUCCAGGUCAACCAAGCCCCCAAGCAACGAAGGCGAACCUACCGAGCGCACGGUCGUAUCAACCCUUACAUGUCGAACCCGUGCCACGUCGAGCUCAUCCUAACCGAGGGCGAGGAGGUGGUCCAGAAGUCGGAGGCGAUCGUCGGGCGCGAAGAGGCACACCUGAACUCUAGGCAACGAGGUGCCCGCAUCCGGCAGGCCAUCACCGCUUCGUAGACAGUUCGGCGGGAGGAAGUAGGAGAAGCAGGAGCCGGGGAUGGCGAGAGAGAGGCAUGUGAUGAUAAAACAAUGGACGACAUGGUUCAGGGGUUCAGUUGCUUUCACUCCAGGUGUAAAGGCGGUCGUAAAGCAUGGGUCUAGGUUUAUGGCAUGCAACUCGCGAAUAAAACACUCUUCGUGAUAUUACCCCCCCCCUAACAAAAAGAAUACAAGAAAUAUUUGAUGAACGAAAA